This is a messenger RNA of Eruca vesicaria subsp. sativa (arugula), 866 nucleotides long. The record is from the annotation of a GenBank genome assembly. NCBI's taxonomy places the organism in Eukaryota, Viridiplantae, Streptophyta, Magnoliopsida, Brassicales, Brassicaceae.
CUAUAUCAAAGUUUUAUUCUCCUUCUCUUUAUAUAUCCUCUACAAGCUAUAUCCAACGUAUACAUGGAUUCUUCCAUGAAAGACCAAGAAAUAUUAAAAAUCAAGAAACGAGGUCACCAAGAUCUUGAGUUAGGUUUGACACUUUUGCCACAUGGUAAGACUUCAGCAGAGCUCAAUCUCCUCGAUUCUUUCAAAACGAGCUCAUCAUCGACUUCUCAUCAUCAAGAACAUUUGGAUGAUCCGAGAGUGUUUUCCUGCAACUACUGUCAAAGAAAGUUCUAUAGCUCACAAGCCCUAGGCGGCCACCAAAACGCUCAUAAACGCGAACGUACCUUAGCCAAACGCGGACACUACUACAAGAUGAGUCUCUCCUCCUCUCCUUCUUCAGCGUUUGCGUUUGGCCACGGUUCAGUCAGCAGAUUCGCGAGCAUGGCAUCAUUACCGUUACAUGGCUCGGCGAGUAACAGAUCAACGCUAGGGAUUCAAGCUCAUUCAACGAUCCAUAAUCCCUUUCAAAUAAGACAAGCAGCGACUUUAAGCCAUGUUUUCAAACAGAGCAUUCACCAGAAACCGCCCAGCAGUAACAUUGGAUAUUUCAAGAGCAAGCAAGAAGAUCAUAAUCAGUUUAAGAAGAUUGACUUGACUCUGAAGUUAUGAUCUCUUAAUUGUCAUCUUCUUUUUAGUCUUUAUUGUAUUAACUUUUUCGUUUUUGCUAUCUUUUGAUUAUUAAUUACCUUUGUUUGCUAUAAUGAUUGACUGCAAGAUCUGUUACUUUCAUCAAUUAAGCCCUACUUUAAUUUUUUCCUUGAUAUAUUGUUGUGUACUUCAAUAUUUGAGGUCUGUUUUAAGCCUAUGCUGUACAAUAC